Molecule: messenger RNA, 825 nt
Organism: Fusarium coffeatum
Lineage: Eukaryota; Fungi; Ascomycota; Sordariomycetes; Hypocreales; Nectriaceae
Exons: 2
Coding region: 1-825 (274 amino acids)
Molecular function (GO): catalytic activity
Source: RefSeq, a predicted model, not a curated record
AUGACUGACGAUUUUUCUCUAUUUACCUCCAUGAGGUAUGACCCGCAACUUGAGCAAGUAGGAGGAACCUAUGGACUGAGUGGCAAAGGCUGGAACUUCGAAAACGAAUCACCUCUAUACAUGCUCGACUUCCAUCGUGACCGGCUUCUCAAAGCAGCCUCACAUUGGAAAUGGCAGCCCGCAAUCGAUAGAUUAUCGGGUGACGAUGGUCUUUCGUCCCUAGCUCAACUCAUCUUAGACAAUGUCGAGACAUCUCAGCGAAUGCCGUUGAAGAUCAAAUUAGUUAUGUCUCGGCAUGGUAAUAUCGAGGUUGAGCAAGUCAAGACAUCCGAAGUACCGCUGCAGAAUCUAUUUCCAGCUCGGCUACCAGAACCCUCUCGUCCUUCACAUGAUGGCGAGCCCCAGAGAACUACCACGUUCAACCUGCUGGUUGAUCAGGCUGCAACCAAAAGAUCUGAGUAUACUCACUUCAAGACUACAAAAAGACCUAUGUACGACGCUGCCCGACAACGCGCUGGUAUAACCUACGCAGAUCCUGCAGAAGUAUUGAUCGUUAACCAAGACGACGGGUCUGUUAUGGAAGGCACAUUUACUACACCUUAUUUCUGGAGGGAUGGCCGCUGGGUUACACCACCCGUUGCUGCCCAUUUCAGCUGGGACCAAGGGAGUGGUGGUCAGGAUGGAACUUCUAGGCGUUGGGCACUAGAACGGGGACUUGUUUCUGAGCAAGAGAUCAAUGUCGAUUCCUUGACUCAUGGCGAAGAGUGCUGGAUAAGCAAUGGUGUUAGGGGUUUCGUUGCGGCCACAGUUCGUCUGCUUGGAUGA